AUAUAGAAUUAUGGUAAACGACUCUUACAAUGGAUGCAGUGUAUGUUUGCUUAUGUUAAACUGCGCCCGUUAUCACACUAAAAAGAGAAUUAAAGUUGCAUUUCAAACGACGAUAUCGUGUGUAUAGUUCCUACUUGUAAUUGAUUGCUUCUCUGAUCGAGGCAGAAAAGAAACGCCGGCGAUGUUAAGAUAGAUUAUUAUCAUUAAUGUGUUUUUGAGUUAUUUAUAAUGGCGAAAUUCUUAAAAUCUUUCUUUCAAACUGAGAAGAGGAGCCACAGUUACGAAGGUAGUUCAGAAGAUGACCGUAUGGACCUCCCCUCUACUAUGGAAGGAAGGAGAAAACUAUCUGUAUCUCGCUCUGGACGAAUGAAGCAGGCGCAGAAGAAAAGACUUUCAUUGAGUUUGGAUAUCUAUGGAAAUGACACUCUUCAGAUGCCGGAAAAGCCUAAAAAAAUGGAGUAUCAUGUGAACCCAAUAACCUCUACAGCAAACUUCACCAAUCAGAGACGACGGAGCGGCGAUUCCAAAACGUCUUCAGAAAGCGAUAAGAGUAUUAAAUCAGAGGAGAAAAAUGACCCCAAAACGACGGAGAUUGUUCAAGACGCUAAACAAAGGAAAAUGGACAUUGUAGAGAAAGUGAAGACUCCAGAAGAGGAAAUAGAUACAGCUUUCCAAAUAAUAGAUAAUACAUUAUCGUAGUUGCUGUUUAUAGAAAUUGUGAGUGAAUGUGAAAGAGUUUUAUUUUACACUACACUACAAGUGUGAAUUUAUAAUUUAAUUUUAAACUUUUUUGCGUAAAUAAUCUAUUAAAACUUCCCAUGAAGGUUAAGCAAUGUUAAAUAUGUUCUCGAAAUGAAAAAUAAAACACCGA
Molecule: messenger RNA, 871 nt
Organism: Diatraea saccharalis (sugarcane borer)
Lineage: Eukaryota; Metazoa; Arthropoda; Insecta; Lepidoptera; Crambidae
Source: the annotation of a GenBank genome assembly